This is a messenger RNA of Orbicella faveolata, 1267 nucleotides long. RefSeq names its product putative skeletal organic matrix protein 5. Gene Ontology annotation, molecular function: oligosaccharide binding. The record is from RefSeq and is a predicted model, not a curated record. NCBI's taxonomy places the organism in Eukaryota, Metazoa, Cnidaria, Anthozoa, Scleractinia, Merulinidae.
AAAAACCGACGUAAUAUGUCGUGAUUUCAGUAUUUCCUCCUUUUUCUGGCAAAUUUCCUUCUCGGAAGAAGUCGAACACCGGGCAAACACCGCGUAAUUUUAUUGGUGAAAAGUAAAUUUGGAAGUGGUUGAUUGGUCGACGAGGCUGCAAGCAAGAAAAUAUUCGCGGAUUUUGUUUACAAUAAGGUCUUGUAAACAGGGAAGCGAAAUCAGCGAAGUCAUUUCUCCACGACAGUCAACCGAUUAAACUCUCAAAGUUUAUUUUUCUUGAGUUUUCAAAAUGCGCUUGUUGUUCGCAGCUUGUUUUGGCGUACAUGGCGUAGCCUUGCUCAUUCUCGUUGCUAUACAUGGCGCCGAAUCUGGCACCUGUGACAAGACUAACGUCUGUCCAGCCAUUAAGGCCUUAGAAAAGAAAUUGGAAAAGCUUAUCGCGCUUGUUACCCCGCCAGUUCCUCCCGCUUCUUCUUGCAAGGAACUGCAUGACAAACACAACUUGCGAGUUAAUAAAGCUUACGUGUUGCAGACUGGCGGUGGAAAGAUCCCUGUGUAUUGUCACAUGACCAGCCAGUUCAUUGGCGCAUGCGGAGGGGGAGGGUGGACACUGGUCAUGAAAAUUGAUGGCCAUAAGUUAACCUUUCACUACAAUUCCCCACUAUGGACCAACAAGAAUGAGUUUAACCGUCCGGGUGGCAAGACUGGGUUUGAUUUUCAAGAGACCAAGCUACCGACCUACUGGAACGCACCCUUCUCCAAGAUUUGUCUUGGUAUGAAGAUCGGCCAUCAGAUCAAGUUCAUGGUCGUUAACAGGCACGCCAACUCUCUGUACUCACUGAUCGCUGAUGGAAGAUACCGCCGGACCUCACUGGGUCGUAACACGUGGAAGACGUUGAUUGGUUCACAGGCUUCCUUGCAGACCAACUGUAACAAGGAAGGGUUCAAUGCUGCAGGUAGUGCUCAGGGCUCGUCCAAAGCAAGAAUCGGUUUCCUUGGUAACAACGGAAACGAUUGCUUCACUCCUGACUCGAGAAUCGGGUUUGGUACAGGAGGAUAUCAUGAUGACUCCAACACGUGUGGAAACGAGGCUAAAGAUCACUCGAGUUCAGAUAAUGGAGGCAAACACAUCAAAGCCAUGGGUUAUAUUUUGGUGCAGUGAUAAGAACGGCCCAGUCACUUGACCUUUCAAGACCAUUCAAAGAAAUUGAAUGUUGUGAAACAAAUGAGAUUAAACAAGGUGGUGGGAAUAAAAAGAAAUGUUGUUUUUGACUUA